AUGCGGACUUGCAAGUUUUGCGGAAGCAGCGCCGACGAGCACAUGCUCUUUGGCUGCCUAACCGUUCCGGUCGCGAGCGAGUCGGCAGAGCCAGGUGAGGCUGCAAAGUCAGAAAGCGCUGCGUCGACAUGUCCGUUCUGCCUCGAAGACAACAUACACGUCGGAGCCUGCCCGCGGCUGUGGCAGACAUUUGUGCCAAGCCCGACCAGCAAGCGCAGUGCGGCCGAGAUCUCGACCGCUUGCUACUUCUGCGGUCUAGAUGACCAUUUUGGUGGUGAUUGCAAGGACAACACCGGGGAGCACAUCUCGGGCCGGCGGUAUGCUCUUCAGGACGAUAUCUGGAACCGCAAGUACGUCCUUCAGUUCUCGGACCUCACAAAGGUAAAGUCCUUCACAGGGCCGUCCGUUCUUGACACAGAUGCCGCGUCUACGACGGUGCUGGUGGUGCGGGGAUCGAAACGGCAAAAGAAGGCCCAUGCGGGCGCCGGUGAUAGCAACAAUGACGCGCAGAAAGGAGGUAGUGGCAGCAACAUUAAAGCUGGUCCUGGCCACGAUGCCAACACGAAGCCCAAGCGCAAGGGGAGGAAAGGAAAAAGCAAGGUCUCGCAAUCAGAGCCUUCAACGGGGGCGACGAACGCUGGAGACCAGAGCCUUAAACUCACACAAGACAACUCGAACCCCUCAGAGCAAGCAAAGGCCAAAGGAAAACAAGCUGCUGCAGAGCCUCAAGUCUCUCUCCCGACUCUGCCAACGACGGCAACCCCUGCCCCGGUUACGGACCCGGCUGCAACGUCGGCGCCGAAUCCAAUCUCUCCUUCGACCGGUGCCCGUGAUGCUUCUGCCGCCGUAUCAAGUAAUCCCAAGGCAGUGCCGUACUGGAUGAUCCACAAAGGAAAAGCGGCCCAAAGCCAUGGUGAAGAACAAGGUCAAUCUCAGGCUCCGGACAAGGCCUCAGCCAAAGCUGAACGCCGAGCUCGAGCCGCUGAUCUCCAAGCUCAGCAGGAGGCCAAGGCCGCGCUCAAGGCCGAACGCAGGGCCCAACAUGAAAUUCAAGCGGCCGCUGCCAAGAAGCGAAAGGCGGAAGCGGCCAAGAAGAAAAAUGCCGACGGGGCAAGAAAGAAGAGGAGGAGAAAAUCGCAAGACGUGGAGGCCCUGCGUGAGAAAUACCCACCCAGACGACGACGCGGCCGCAACGGAGAUGGCCCGGGAGAAACCCAAGGAGGAGGUGAAGGCAAUGCCGCUGCCUCAUCCUAA
Messenger RNA from Sporothrix brasiliensis 5110, 1254 nucleotides. RefSeq lists its product as uncharacterized. Lineage: Eukaryota; Fungi; Ascomycota; Sordariomycetes; Ophiostomatales; Ophiostomataceae. The record is from RefSeq and is a predicted model, not a curated record. Bases 1 to 1254 code for a protein of 417 amino acids. The transcript has a single exon.